UGGCCGCUAUGGCCGGUGCUGCGCCUAUCUGAAGCCAGGAGCCAGGUGCUUCUUCCUGGUUUCCCAUGAGGGUGCAGGGACCAAAGCACUUGGGCCAUCCUCCACUGCCCUCCCGGGCCACAGCAGAGAGCUGGACUGGAAGAGGAGUAACCGGGACUAGACCGGCGCCCAUAUAGGCUGCCGGCACCACAGGCAGAGGAUUAACCAAGGCACGUAAUAUUAAUACAGAACAAGGCCAGAACAUGUUGGAAUUCUUACAAGACUGUUUUGAAGAAAGAAGUCUUGCUAAUGAUUUUAGCACAAAUUCUACAAAAUCAGUGCUUUGUUCAACACCCAAAGUAAAAGACAGUUGUUUUCAGUCACCAGGCAAAGAGAUUCAAAAAUCAUGUCCAAAAUCAGUUCCAGCUUCUUCAAAGAAGAAAGAAGACUUUUUGCCAUGCUUUGAGGAACCAAGUAAAACUUCCAGCAGAUCAGUUCAGGCUCACGAAGUUCAUCAGAAAAGUCUGGCAACUGAUGUUGGUUCUAGAAAUACACCGGACUCGAAAAAAAUAUCCAGUAGAAAACAAGAUGAUUAUGAGAGUGAAUCUGAUGAAGAAUUUUAUUUAUCUGUUGGCUCGCCUUCUGUUGUUUUGAGUGCAAAAACAUCUACAUCACAAAAUGCUAUUCCAUCUGUUGCCCAAAAGAGGGAGACAUACAUUUUUGAAAAUUCAGAAAAUAUGCUGUCUUCAAGUACAGAGAUUUCUUUGAAAACCAAAAAAAGGUUAAACUUUGAAGAUAAAGAUAUUUUGAAGAACAUAGAAAUAGAGAAUGAAGUGUCAGAAGUUGAGGAUAAAAUAUCAGAGAGACAAGAAAGGAAACAAUCAGAAACAUCUCAGAAAAGAGUACAAGGUUUGGAACUUGAAAUUCAACCACAAGCUACAAAGAGGUUUUCUACCUUGUUUUUAGAAACUGUAACAAGAAAAAGUGAAUCAAGUCCCAUUGUUAGGCAUACAGCAACUGCUUCACCUCAUUUGUCGCCUCCAAAUGAUCCGAAAUUGUUAGAAGAUGAAUUUAUAAUUGAUGAGUCAGAUAGAAGUUUUGCCAGUCAUUCUUGGAUAUCCAUACCAAGAAAGGCUGGGCCUCUGAAGCAACGCUCAGUAUCCCCUGCUGAGAGCACUGCAGUCCCUCAAGUUAAGAAGUCAAAAGAAAAACAUCACAAUGUAUCACCUACCACUUUGACACAUGACAACCAUUUGCAUGGAUCUCACCCAGUAGAGAAAUCUCUGCCCUGUGAUGACAAAAAACAAGGAAUGAGUUGUGCUUUGAUGGAUGAAGUCGAAAAUAAUUCUAGAUCUACAAAAUGUGAAACACAUUCCAAGAAUAAAGGAAAAUCAUCUGGAAAUAAAAAGACUGUAAAACAAAAAAAGAAAAGAAAAAUUAAGGACAAUGUAGUUGAAGAACAGCUUGAUAUGGGACAAUCUAAAGAGGAAAACAUAAAUGCACAUAAAAAACACAUUGCACCCAAGUUACAAAGAAGUUCAAGCAGAAACAUGAAAGACUGUGAAGAGAUGAGAAAUGAUCAUAUUUCCAAAAAGGUACCAUCUGUUGGAAGCAAACAAAAAAAAUCCACCAAAAAACAAGAUAAACAAGAAUCUAUAAAGAAACACUCUCCUAGUGAGUCGAAGAACAAACUUGUACCUGAGGAAGUGACAGUGACUGUCAUGCGAAGUCGAAGAAUUUCCAGGCGUCCAUCUGAUUGGUGGGUGGUAAAAUCGCAGGAGAGUCCUGCUUAUAGUGAUUAUUCUUCAGUAAGAAAUGAAUUAUCAGUGCAUCACAACAGUAGACAAAAACCUGCUAAGACAAGAAAUCAGUCAUCUAAGAAUAUUGGGAAAAAAGCUAUCCCACCCAAAAAACAGAAGACACCGACUCAAGGCAGCUCCAGGGCACAGAAGGUUGUACAAAAUAAAGGUUCUGGAGGUAUCAGUGUCCGUGGUGAAAUUCCCGAUUGUUCGCAGAAUAAUAAGCCAAUGAAAAGUGAUGAAUCAGACUUGGCCGCCAAGAAAAAUCUCAGUUGUUCUGGAUCUGUGGAAAGCUCAAAGGAACAAGAUGGUAUCAUGACAGCACAAAAUGUUGGUCUAAAAUCUCAGAGCAAUGACUGUACAUGCAAAACUCCCACAGGGUUUAAUUUGGAUUCUGUAGAGCCUAAGCCAUUGGUUUUGGAAGAAAGUGGACCUACCAGGCUCAAGAAUAAUUUAAUGUCUAGAAAGAAAAAUUCUGAUGUGAAUGAUGAAGACGUUCAGGAUAGUUUAGAUUAUAAAAGAGUAAAAAGAUCUCAAGUGACACCAGAGAAGAAAGUACAUCACAAAUUAGUAUUGCCUUCCAACACACCAAAUGUUCGCAGGACCAAGAGAAUACGUUUGAAACCUUUGGAAUACUGGCGAGGAGAGCGAAUAGAUUAUCAAGGAACACCAUCAGGAGGACUUGUGAUUGGUGGAGUACUAUCUCCAGAUGCAGUAGUACCUAAAAGGAAAGCAAAAGGAAACAUAGAAAAAGUCAACAAAGUAGCUAAUGGGAAAAGGAUCUGUCUUGAUAACACUGAAAGAAAGAACAGAUUAAUGGUAAAUCUAGAUAUACCUCUAGGAGAUCCUUGUCAACCAACAAGGGUAAAGGAUCCAGAAACAAGAGAGUUUAUUCUCAUGGAUCUUAUAAGGCCACGAGAUACCUACCAGUUUUUUGUUGAGCAUGGUGAGUUGAAAGUAUAUAAAACAUUGGAUACACCCUUUUUUUCUACUGGAAAAUUAAUAUUAGGACCACAUGAAGAAAAGGGAAAGCAGCAUGUUGGCCCAGAUAUAUUAGUCUUUUAUGUUAAUUUUGGUGACCUUUUGUGUACGUUACAUGAAACACCUUAUCUAAUAACUACUGGGGAUUCGUUCUUUGUUCCUUCAGGUAAUUAUUACAACAUCAAAAAUCUCCUAAAUGAGGAAAGUGUUCUUCUUUUUACUCAGAUAAAAAGAUGAAAAAUGAAGCCAAUUUAAAUACCUGUAUGUAUAUAUGUAUAUGGAUUUAUGUACACAUGUAACAAAUGUUUGUAUAGUUGGGACAAUUACCUUUGUGUUACUUGUGAUAUUUUAAAAUAAAAAUUUUAUUCAGUUUUGUGUAAACUUGUAUUAGGUAAACAUUUUAAACUUCUACAUGUAGCUCCCAAUUUUUCCAUAAAUAUACACAUGACCUGAGGUGAUGCCUAUUUUUAUGUUAUUUUGAUAAUUUGAAAAGAAUACCAAAAUCAUUGCUCCCACAAUGAAAUACAUGGUGUUUCAUUGUGAGUGACUACUGACUUCAAUGUUUAUUCCUUUAUCAAAAUAUUUUCUAAGUAUUGGUUUUAAGUGAUUGAUCAUUAAAUGAUCUAAUAGUAGAGACCUGUGAUAAAUGGUAUCUCUGUAUUAGUUUCCCAUGGCUGCUGUACCAAAAUAACUACAAACUUCAGACUACAAAAAUUUAUCGUCUCAGUUCCAAACAGUAGAAGUCUGAACUCAAGGUGUAAUCAGGCCUCUGAUGUUUCUGAAACAUAUAGGGGAAGACCCUUCCUCCUGUCUUCUGAACUCCUGGUGGUUUCUUGGCAGUCUUUGGCAUUUCUUGGGUUGCAGCUGCAACGCUUCCAUCCUUGCUUCCCUUGUCACGUGGUGUUCUUGCCUCUUGUUUCUGUCUUUGCACAGCACCCAUGCAACUAUUAACAUGUACACACUUUUUCAGUGGUCUUUUUGUUGAUAGUUUCCGCUGGAGGUGUGUUCUUUGCCAUUGCUUUUUGUGUGGCUUUCUUUUUCUUUUAAUGUUAAAAUGAAAUACUAUAAUAAAUAAAUUAAGCGAAUGGGUCUAAUCUUCAUUUUUUGAAUAGAGAUAUAAGCUAUUCACUUUGAAGAAAUUUAUAAUUCAUGGUAAGUUAUCCUUAGACUAACCUAUUUUUCAAGUCUAUUUAAUAAAUAAAAUAUAAAUAUUCAAAACAGAUUUAGGAGUGGGGUAUUAAGAGAAAGGUGAUAAAGUUUUGUGUGUUUUUCUUUUAGGCCUUUGCUUUUAUUUUAUUUCCCUGCCUUGAAAAUGGAGAGUUGUUUCUUUUU
Molecule: messenger RNA, 4091 nt
Organism: Lepus europaeus (European hare)
Lineage: Eukaryota; Metazoa; Chordata; Mammalia; Lagomorpha; Leporidae
Gene: CENPC
Product: centromere protein C
Exons: 18
Coding region: 243-2996 (917 amino acids)
Biological process (GO): spindle attachment to meiosis I kinetochore; attachment of mitotic spindle microtubules to kinetochore; kinetochore assembly
Cellular component (GO): kinetochore
Molecular function (GO): centromeric DNA binding
Source: RefSeq, a predicted model, not a curated record